This is a messenger RNA of Macrobrachium nipponense, 11421 nucleotides long. RefSeq names its product thiamine transporter 2-like. The transcript is spliced from 3 exons. Lineage: Eukaryota; Metazoa; Arthropoda; Malacostraca; Decapoda; Palaemonidae. The coding region runs from base 875 to 2323 and encodes 482 amino acids. Gene Ontology annotation, biological process: transmembrane transport; vitamin transport; fibroblast growth factor receptor signaling pathway. The record is from RefSeq and is a predicted model, not a curated record. Gene Ontology annotation, cellular component: cytoplasm; plasma membrane. Gene Ontology annotation, molecular function: fibroblast growth factor receptor binding; vitamin transmembrane transporter activity; transmembrane receptor protein tyrosine kinase adaptor activity.
CAUCUUGCUGCUAGCUGCUGCUGCUGCCUCCUGCUGCCUCAGUGUGACGAUGACGUCUAACGCUGAAGUAAUGGACAUGUAGACGAAUGCCUUGUGUGAUUUAGCGCAGUGUAUUCGCACGUUCCUAUGUGCCUUUGUGCGUCCGACUCCCAAGGUGGAGUCCAUGUCGGUGUAUUUUUGUGAUUGCUGGAGGGUCUCGAGAAGUCUCGGCACGUUCGCCGUUUCGAGGCUCAUUAAGUGAGGGGAAAGAAAAGCUCUCCCACCGAUCAUCAGGAGGAGGAGGAGGAGGAGGAGGCGCCGUGUGUUGUUGUGAUAUGGCGGAGGCGGCAGGGGCACCUCACCUCCCCUCGCUAGCUCCUCCACACUGCACCCGCCCACCCACCCAACCACCACAAAAGAUCUUCUUCGGGUUGCAAGCAGCCUUGCGAGUCAUGGCCAUAGGCCUUGCAGGCCUAUACGCCCUCCCGCACCAGCUAGAUCAGAGAAAUCGAACGACGACGUCAUCACCCUCGUCAUCAUCAUCAUCCUCAUCCUCAACAUCAUCAUCAUCAUCAUCGCCGCUGAGGAAGUCGACGACGACCAUCUUCUCUUCUGCUCAUCAUCAAGCUGGUGGUGGUGGUGGUGGUAGUGGUAGUGGUAGUGGUGGUACCCUCAGCAACAUCAUCUCGUCUGUAGCCCUCAUUUCUGUUGGAUGUCGGCGAUCCUUUGCCUCCGCAACCAUCCCCAUGUGAGCCACAGGAACCAGAGGCGUUGGUAUUGGGGUAUCCCGAGUAAUGGCAGAAGCAAAAUUCCCCAAGAGGUAAUGGUGUCUACUGUAAAGGAUAACACAUCGUUGACUUCUGAGGCCGUAGAAUGACGUAAGAGGGGCGUGAGGAUGGGGUGCGUGCAUAGCAGGCAUGACAUCAAUGAUCAGCACCCCAACAUCUUCCAAGUAGUGAAUGUGGAUGACUUAGGAUACCGCUUCAGUGCUGCCAUGCUGGAGGUGACGGAAGCCCACUUGGUGCUGCACCAACGUGGGAGAGCAGCGAUCCGAUGGCCACUUCGCUGCCUCCGUCGUUAUGGCUUUGAUGCAGAGCUUUUCAGCUUUGAGUCAGGCAGGCGGUGUCCCACAGGCCCUGGUAUAUAUGCAUUCAGAUGUCGCAGAGCAGAAGCCCUCUUCAAUAUGUUGCAGCUUCAGAUACAAAACAUCACAGACGAAGGUACAUCUAGUGAUAUCACUGCCUUUCCUGUGCAGAUACAUGGUAAUGAGGGCAGAGAGCUCACUCAAAUUGAUUCCAUCAACAGUGGGCCUGCGGGAGGAGGAGGUACAGAUCCUGAUGGUUACUUGGAACCUUUACCAAGGCAACACUCACGAGGUAUGAACAAUGUGGGUGCAGCUACAACAAUAGGAGCACCAUCAACAAAUGUGAAUUCCACUGGCAUUGUCAGUGGAGGAGGUGCUGUUGGAGGGGUAACAAGUGGUGCUGGGAAUGCAGUACCCCAUAUUGCUAGAGGCAAUGCAGUAGCCAUAUGUGGAUUAAGAACGAUGCCUUCUCCUGCCUCUCCCCCUACACCACUCAGCCCACCUCCUGUCCCUUUUGAAAAUAAUCAUGAUCUUAGCCAGACAGAAGAACCUUCUUCAAAUAUACUGCAGGAGGUGAGAGAAGUCCCUCCUUCCCCCACAGAAACAGUAAGACCUGUGUUUGUGAACCAUAUAGAUAAAGUAGUGACUUAUGAAAACCGUCUCGGGAGGUCUACUUCUUGUGGGAAUUCUUAUCCUGAGAGGUCUUUAUUACAAGGAAACUCAGUACAGACUAAAAGGCCUAGAUCUUAUGUGAAUGUUAAUUCUAAUAAACCUCACUUUGAAAUGAAUGAUCAAGUUUAUAUGAACAUAGUUACAGAAAUUAGAGACCAUGAUCAUCAUGAUCAUCAUGACCACCAUGACCAUGUGUAUGUUAAUCUUGGAGCAGAGAAAGAUGUUCCUGCAGUGCCUCCUCGACUUUCCUUGACUACAGGGUCUGCAGGUUCAGGGUCGUCUCACUCUGGCACUACAACUACAACAGACACUGACCAUCAACCAUCUCAGUUGAAUUACUGUGUCCUUGACCUUGACCCUGGAUCAGACUCUUCUCAAGCUGCUCCACUCAGUCCGCUGGGAUCUGUUGCAUCUGGUCCUGAGUCCCCUCGUAGAAAGGAACCUUAUGUUACUAUUGACUUUAGCAGAACUGCAGCACUUAAUACUGCCAAACAGGCAUGGGAGGAUGGAUCAAGGAGGACAAGACACAAUUCAACAUUUACCAGUCCAGCAUCUCUCAUACGGCAUAACUCCUCUCUCUCUGACUGACGUUGGGCACUUCAGUGAACUUAUUCCCCCACUGUUAGCUGCAGGAGCCUUUUAGUGUUGUUGCUGCUGCUGCUGUCGCUAAUGAUUACCAUGGAUUCUUCUAAUACAGCUGAUGAUGGCUUAUUUAGGAAUCUGCCUGCCAGUGCUAAUAAUACAUCUCUGUGAUGUGCCAAAAAGCUCCCAGGAGCAUUAUUGUAGCUUAACAUAGGUUUUGUGACCUGAAAUGAAUUGCACUUAACUGAUAAGCCUUUGUGUUAAAAGGUUUAACAGUUUUCUUGUUAUGGUGAAGAUAUGGCAGAUAAUCAUAUUAUAGUAAUUGUGAUUUUUCCAAACUGACAAAUGGAAGUAACUCAUUAGCUACCGACUCAUCUGCUAUUUGCUAGUGAAGUGCCCUCUGGCUGCUGAUGAUGUGUGAUCCUAAAUAUAUUUUUAUGUUCAUUUUAUCCUAUCAUAUGCCUACUAAAUAAAUAGUUUUGUCUUUUCAGAUUUUGCUUUUACUCUUCAUCUUUAGAUGUUGAGAGACAGUUUUCAAGUUAAACACAUAGGCUGUACUGCAGGUCACACUUACUAGCACUAUAUUUUGAGUAAGUAUCUGUACUUGUUCCCAUUUCACACAGUUAAUCCUGUGCUACUGCUAAAGCAAGAGAAGAAUCAAAUAGCCAAGUGAUACUGCCAGUGGUUGGUAACUAGCAGUUCAAUAGAACCUUGUAAUUACGUAGUAUCAAAGAUUUAUGUAUAGUGGAUCACAUGGUCUACAUUACUGAGAUGAUUCAUUUAAUUUUAAAAGGUAACAAAUUGUUGGUUUGGCAGUCGAUUUGCUCAUUAUUCCUACUCAGGAAUUUAAAGGAGAAAUGGCUUUGUGACGGGAAAAUUAAUUUAAAUUGGCAGCAGCUGAAAAUUAAGCGUACGUACUUCUGCUGAUGCUUUUUUCUCAUUGGAUAUUGACAAUUUGUUCUAUUUGUAACUUUAAAGUGACUAAAUUCUCCAAAGUAUAUUACCAUAUUUGUGGACUAAAUAAAAAGCUGAUAAAUCUGUAUUUUGUGAAUCUUAUAUGUUUUGAGAUACAAAGGUUGGGGCAUGCUGCGUUUAAACAUUUUAUAGGGGUAAAUUUUUACUCCCAGUGAUAUAGCUCAAUGAAAUAAUAAGAAAUAGCAUUACAGUAAUAUAAAAAUAGGUUAUACAAAGUAAUUAUCAUGCACAUCAAUAUGAAAAUUUUGUAGUGUCAAGUGUAAUUGCAUCAGACUGUUGUACGGUGUUCAUCAAGUUUCAUCAGUAUAAUGAUCCUUCUUUUAAAUUCAGCAGAAUUAACAUGUUCAUUGUAAAGCCUUAAACUGUUAUCAUUGGGUAAUGACUUUCUAGUACACAAAUGUUUACUUUGGUCAGGGUGUAAUGAUUCACCUUACUAAAAUUAUGGGUAGGAGACAAAUUUUAAUUCUUUAAUAAUUAUUGUUUCGUCCGGGAACAGUGCAUAUUCAUUGCCUAUCUUUAAAUUUUAACAAUGCCAAAAGAAAAGGCACUGAAUCAUCUUUUCAGCCCAUACAAAGUUUAAAAAUCUGUCGCUCUCUAUCUUUUGGUAAUGAUAAUUAACUAUUUGACUCUUUGUUACAUCAUCUUAUGCUAAUGGAAAUAAGGCCAUGUGAAACCUAUGGACUGUGUACAUAUUAAUAAUCGUCCUCCAUGCUGAAAUCUUAAUUGACCUAUUGAAAUGUAGGCCUCCAUUCCUAUUUCCAUUUCUAAAAUUGAAAAGAAACUAUUUUCUUUGGAUGAGGCAUUCAAUUUCCACGUCAUCUUAACAUUGCAGUAGUACGUAAUACUGUUUUGCAGAGAAAGCAGUCGUAGGAGAGAAUCAAGUUGUAUGAGAGUUGGAAUUGUCUUUUAAAAACUGUUUCCAAAUCCAGAUGGUAGAACACGGUUACAGAAAGUUUCUGAUAAAUAAUAGCAUUGUAGGGCUUAAUGUACACAUUUAUUUUGAAUUUUCAGGUCUCAGAAUAUACUUGCCAAUGUAAGGAUUUUAAUGGAAGAAUAGAAUUCAAUUAGAAAAAAUUGAUGCUACUUUGUAGGCUAUAAUUGUGGUCACCUUAGUAUACAUAUUCUGUACUUUUAUGUACAUAAACUAAUCUUCCCUACAUUCAUCUUGUAUAUACUUAUAUAUUUUUUUGUCUUUACGUGAAUCGCUAGUAAGUACUGUUUUGAGGCAAUUUAAUUAAUAUCUAUAUUUAUCCAUUAUUAGAGUAGUUUAUUUUACAUUAGUAUUCUGAACUUUUUUCUUAUCCAUAACUGAUAUGGUUAUUUUUCCUAAGUACUGUACGUACUCCAACCAUCUUCAAGAUUUUUUCAUUUUGUGUUUGGUUUGUUAUUUUGACAGCUUUUAUCAAAGGCAUAUAAAUCCCUAUACUACACAAUUUUAUAUCCUAAUGAAUUUUCCUUUAAAAAUAUUAAACAUUGUGAUUUUAAUUAAUUUCAGUAGUUAAAUGGGUAAUUUUGAGAUAUCUUUCUUGUUUAUGAUGUUUUCAAGUGUUUGUUCAAUACUUUUACUUUGACAAAUUUUGUAUGAAUGCCUUUACCAUUGCUAAAUUUAUAUCAUUACUAGAACUACCCUCUAAGUACGUACUACAGUACUCUUCAUGCCGAGUAUUUUAAUGCAAACCUUAUUCCAAUACUGAUUUGAUGAUUGUAUACGUAUUUUAUGAUAAUUGUUUCAUGAAAAGCCUAAAUAUGAAACUAAUGUAUAAUUUUUUAGUUAUUUUGGUCCUUUAUGUUAUGAAGGAUAAGGCUACAGAUGAUUCCUUUUGCCAAAGAGAGGUUCAGGAAGAACUUAGUGCAGUGGGAACAAUUUGGCUGCUGUAGCUCAACUGAAGCUUUUUGUGAGCUCCCACCCAUUUUUACCCUUUAGCUUUUGACCCCCUUCGUACAACAUAUAUCUCUUGAGCUGCAAAUGAUCAUGUGGUCCUUCAUUAAGACCAGUUCUAAGCCUCUGACUGCAAAGGAUUCUGUUGAAACCAUAUACCCUCACCAUACAAUCUAACCUUGUCUUGAAUGCUAAAGUAUAUCGGAAAAAUUGUGUAAUGGUUGCCCGAGAUAAAUAGGAUUUAAUCAGUAUGUCUUAACUAGAUGCCCUUAUAUAUCAUGAAUGUCUGCAUCAUAAGUUUGAAAAAAAAAGGAUGCAUGUAACUUCCCAGUAUAGAAAGGUGCAGCAAAUAUCUUAGCCAAAUGUCAGUAAAUGGGAAAGAUUAGUUCUCAUUUGUAAAGAAUCAUGUCCUUAUUAUAAGUCUGUAUUGGUUUAAUUUCUAUUCCAGUUCUAACUCCAUGAUAGAUUUUAAAUAAAUUGUUUAGCCUUUUUCAGGAAAAUUUGUAAUAGGAAAAUACUAGUUUCAAAAUCUGAAUUUGGACUUUUAGCAGGAAGGAAGUUAUUAUAAUCCACCUGAACAUUCUAUGAUAACCACUGAAAUCACUCUUAAUAGAUUCUCAUAAAUUGGUUUGGUAAUAAUGGAAAUAUCAGUUAUAUAUAAGCUUGUUAUUCCUAAUGUUCAUUUAUUGUAGUGUUUAUUGAAGUUUAACAUGGAAAAUAUAUUGUUUCAUAAUGCAGCAUGACUGUUUUAAUAGUUUUUAAUACUGUACUAUUUUGUAAUCAGAGUUUGAGAGUUUUAGAUUAAAUAAUAUAUACUGUAUAUGAAUGCUAUAUAAUAUAUGUAAGAAAUUUUCUGUGUUUUUUAAAGAGAUGAGACUGGUUUGUGCUGCUUUCUUUGUAUUGAAAGGAAUCCUAAUCACAGUGAGAAAGAGCCAGAAGCUUGUUGUGUUAAAUUGCCCAUUAUGUAUAAUUUUGUUAAUAUCAUUUAAGCAUAAAAAUGUUUAUUUGUGAAUUUUUUGGUUGACCUCAAAGUUUUUGUCAAAUUUCUUAUUUACAUAUAGUACACUGUAAACUAGUAUUGUGUGGUCAAGUUUUGCUAACUAUGGGCUUUGUGAAUAAUAAAGAAAUUUAAUUUUUUAUAUCAUCUGAAGCUUUAUAUCAUAAAGGUAGUUGUCUUAUAGAGAUAACUACAAACAGAGUGUGUCUAGAUUUCAUAUAUAUUAUUGUCAAAUGUAUUACUUUAUCAACACGUGUAUCUAUUAUAGCAUACUAAAAGGAUAUAAGGUUAGAUAAUUAGCUACAGUACUGAACUAAUGUAUAUUUACACUUGUAUCACAGCAUUAAAGAACAAGUUUCAUAUUUUCCUCUUUUACAUAUUUCCUUGAACUGCAAUAAUUUCUCUGUGUGAUUUAGAUUUUCUGAUGUCGUGAAUUAUAGUGCUGUUUUCUUAGCUUGAUUUUUCAGCAUCAGUCUUCAAAGUUUCUAGUCAGUAAGUGCAGUAUUAAUGGUUUUUUAUUUCUGGUGUAUUCUGUGCUUCAGAUCGUAACUCAUGGUCUAUGUGAGCUAUUCUCAUUAUUAAAAUGAAAGUUAGAAAAGCUUCAAAGUCAAAACCAGUGUAAAAUUGUGGUUUUAAAUAUUUUCUUUCAUAAAAUACACUGUAAUUGGGCUGCUUAAUAUAACUAUAGCUUCUGCUUUGACCUGCUUGCAAAUAAUCAAUGGUUAAUAGUUUCACUUUUGUUCUUGAUUUUAUAGCAAUGAAAUUUUUCUGUUUUACAAUGGUAUGUACUCAGAUAUCAUACUUGUGAAGUUUUGUAAAAAAAAAAAAAUAAUAAUAAUAAUUACUGUACAUAUAGGUCAGAAAUCGAAAUUCAUUUGCUAAUGUUAGUGGCAGAAACAUUAUGCCUAUAUGUUUAAUAUUUUAAUUUAUUAAUAAUUUCUCAAAUUCAUCUGGAACAUUGGUAAACUCAAAUGAUUAAAAAUGUUCAAUUUAACCUACAUUCAGUAUCACUUGAGUUCAAUGUAAAAGCAAAGCUGUUCCUUUAGUAUUAAUUUAGUUCAGCAUAUAAGCAAAACUGUUUCUUUCGACACCUGUAGACUUUUUCUAUUUUAAAAGUAAACCCUCACCAGAUCAAGUUCAAACCAAGAAAAGGAAAUUUAAUGAAAUGCUUUUAUAUGGAUUUAAAUAUGUAGCUAAGUAUUUUUGAUAUUUUGAAACAUUACAUUGUAAAUACAUUAUCUUAUUUGAUAAGGUUGUCUAGUUUUUUGUAUACAGUAUUAACAUUUGUUAAGAGUAAUAAUAAAGAAGUACAUUGGAACUAUGAGAAAAUUUUUGGGGGUCAAACUGUGUUGAACACUGAUAGUUAUCUGAAAAGAUAUUAGAGUCCAGAAGGUUAGAUGUUUAUUUGAAUGAGAAUGUGAAUGAUUCGAAAACCUUUGUUUAGAUUUGUGCUAAAGAAAGCCAGUUUUGUGUGUCUUUUUGUGUUUUGCAUUUCAGUUACAGAUCAUACACAAAAAAGAUAACCCUGGCCUAAUUUUAGGCUUAUUAUGAGAUCCUUUUUGUUUUUUACGGUUGGGAUGAUAGUUGUUCUGAUUGGCAGUAAUAUGCAUGUAAGGAAUGAGUCUUGCAUUGUGUUAGUAUGUAAAUCCAUCUCAAAAUUUAUGGUCAUUCUAACCCUUAACUUGUUACAAGCAUUUACAAAAGGAUGAAGGAGCAUUUAUUAAAUAAGGGAUGUUCUGUAGUUUUUACAGUAAUUGGGUGACAAAAAGUGCCUUGCAACUGCGAAACCACAAAUAUGUUAGGAUUACCCACUUAAAUCUCAUGUGAUGUACAUAAUGGCAUAUGGGAAUAUUUCAAGAUAUUUUGUAGCCUAUUGUAUUGAAAAGAAAGUAAUUAUGAAAAGCAGUAUUAUGUAUGUGUGAUAUGGUGAAAGAGUUGUAAAAUUUAACUAGUUUACAACAUUUUAGCUUUUCCUGUAACUCACAGAAUGUCAAGACUUAAACACUUUCAGAAGUAAAAAUAUGUACUAUUAAAUUUCAAUCAAAUUAUUGUAUGUUUUCACAGAGGAUGAAAACAUACAAUAUUGGAAUUGGAUUAUAAGAUUGGGGCCAAGCGCUGGGACUAUAAGGUCAUCCAGCGCUGAAAGGAUAAUUGAGAGUAAAGGAAGUUUUAGAUGGUGUGACAAGAGGAAAACCAUGCAGUUGCACUAUGAAACAAUUAUUAACAGAGGGUGGAAAGUCAGAUGGAAGAAAGAUAAUAUGAAUGGAGGUAAAGUAAAAGGAAUGCAAGAGGUUGCAGCUAGGGGUUGAAGGGCUAAAAUAAAGAACCUUAAGUAAUGCCUACAGAGUGCACUGUGAGGUGCAUUGAUGGUACUAUCUCUCUAUGGGGAAAAAACAAAUAUUAAAACUGUGUAAGUGUUGGAAAUCUAAAUUUUUGUGUAAUAUAUUUCAUGUAGGGGUUUAGCUGUGACCUCAGUCUUCUAACCAGUGUGGAGUGGUUUUUCACUUGGAAUGGCUUUUAGUCGGAAUAUAUCCUAAAAUGUUGGAAAAUUGAUUAGUUGAGGGGCUAUUGUACCCUUUGCAAUGCAUUUUGUGCAUUUUUGGUUGUUAAUACUAUUAUUACUCUAACAUGAUUGAGCUUGUCAGUAAUUUAUGAGGAUGAAUCAAGGUCAAGUAGACAUUAGUUGCUCCUACAUUUUGACCCCUAGAGGCUAUAGGAAAAUAGUCUAGUACUGUAACAGCAUGACUGGUGUAGAUGGCAGAUGUUAUAAGGAGAAUUGCCUGGGUAUUUACAGACAUAUGUUGUUACUUAUGUGCAUACGUCAGUGGAGUAAAAUUAAUUUUCAUUCUGCGUGUAUCAUAGAGAAGAAAAUUGUUUCAGUAAUGCAGUUUCAUCCUAAAGAAAAAAAAAUAAAAGACUUUUAGCAGUUUAAGGGUUAAAUGACACACACACACACACGAGAGAGAGAGAGAGAGAGAGAGAGAAGAGAGAGAGAGAGAGAGAGAGAGAGAGAGAGAGAGAGAGAGAGAGACUGGAUGAAAAAUGAAACUUAGAAUUUGGGCAGUAUUAAAAAAUCAUUCCAGUUUUGAGCUCUAUGAGUAUGCGACAAGUGUUUGCAUUGUACUCAUAAAUUUUGCAGUCGAUUAGUAAAUUAUUUUAAUAUAGUCCAAAUCAAACUGGUGGUAGGAUUUGGAUAGUAGGCAUAGUGCUAUAUUCUCCCUGUGUCUAGUGUGAAAAUGUACAAACAGUGUUGAAUGCCAAACAAUGAUUUAAAAAUAAACUUCCCAAAAUACUUGAACAUUAAGAAAUUUAAAGAACUCUUUCCCAUGAUUUCUCAUAUUCAAAUCAAACAUUGAAAGGUACCUUGUGUGUAUGGCCAUACGUAAAACAGAUAGUACUAUUAAUCCCUUUAUAUUGUGUAUAAGAAACCUAAAUGGAAAUAAAUUCUUUUACAAUCAUACUAUAAGUUUAAGCAUUUUUCCUUCCAGCAAUGUAAAUAUGAAUGACUGGCUUUAUUUAAGAUUUCCAUCAUGUAAAUUCAUUCACUGAUGUUUUUCUAACUUGAAGAAAAAAAAAAAAGUUAUCAUCUCUCCUUAUAAUUUUCUUAAAAAUGUCCUUUCUUUUUACAACUUCUGUUCCAUCCCCUACACCUCAACCUAGCAGCCCCAGUUUCUGGUGAUGAACUCUGAUCAUGUUGCUUCAAAGCAAUACAGUACUGAAUAAAACUUUGAAAUAGGGAAAGAAUAUAGAGGCAGUUUCUGUUGAUUUAUCUAGUGUAAAACUCUUUCUGUAACAGAAUGUGAAAUCCAAAUACCCUUCAUCAAAUGAGGUAAAUGAAAAAUGUUCUUAGUGUAGUACUGUAUUGUUCAGUAACAGUGUCAUUUGAUUCCAAUGUCUCUUCUAUACUUGUAGAUGAAAAUGAAAUACAUAGGCCUAUUUCAAUUUAUGUCUCAAAGCACAACUUCCUUACCUGUACAAUGAAUUUAUGAGAAGUAUAUAUAUAUAGUAUGUAUAUAUACAAUCGUUAUUAGCCAUUGAAUUUUCAGUGAUGAGUAUCGUUCAUGGAUGCCUGUGUGAAUGUGAAUGAUACUGGCUUUGCUCAAGAUGGUAGGGAUUGAUGGAAUUGGGUUUUUAUAUCCAUCAGUCAUUAUUCAUAAGAUGACUAUUUUCCCUGUAAAUUUCAUUAGGACAUGAUUUUGACAGCUUAAGUCUUCUUGAUAUAUGCUUCAGUUCUAGGACUGCUUCUGUUAAGUGGUUAUUGGAAAAUUGGAAGUCUAAACAAAUUUUUUUUUUAAAUUUAUGUUUAUGUUACUAAAACAAAAGGAUAUAUACCAGCUUUUCAAUUAUUCUGUGAUGGAGUAGGACUUGGUUUGUAACAAAACAUAUAAUAGAUCAAUCCUUGCAUUUCCUGUGGUACUUGGCAAUACCACAAGCUUGAACAGUUAGAUCUAAUCCCAUUUUUUUUUGCCUAGUUUUGGCCAUUUUGAUAAGAGCAGCCCUAGAACUGUCAUCAGUACGAGAAGGGCUUUGUUUUAUGUGUUUGUAAAUGAUUUUCUAGUUUCCUUUAUAUAAAUCAAGGAUAAUAUGCGCUUCUGUAUAUUAUGAGAUACUGUGGCAUAUUAAUACAGUGGACAGGUAGUUAUUCAAACUGUUGAUGAAGUGAUGCAAGCUCAAUGCUGCAAUUACUUAGAAAAGCUUUUAAAUGUUACAUUGUCAUCAACGAAGGUCAGAUUUUGUUUGGGAAAUUGUGUGCAAGUAUUAUGAUGGAACUUCAUAAUACACAAGAUAAUAACCACUAUAACAUGCGUAAGCUAUGAGGUUCACAAAGUGUUCUCAGGGCAGGGUUUGGACAUAGCUGAAGGACGACAACAUGUGAUUGGAUUUUCUUAGCAUUAGUAACUUGAUCAUUUUAAAUACCUGUUGUCUCAGCUGCAAGAAUGUUAAAAGAUUAUUACUACAAAUUGUAAAGUUUUAUAAGGAACACGUAGGAUAGAUUUGCACAGUUUUUGUGUAAAAUGAUUUAUGUUCCAUGCCUUGAUGACAUGCAGAUCUCAUGUAAUGGUUGACUGUAUGUGAUGAUGAUUGGUCUCUGCUACUGGAGAGAACUUACUGAAUGAUAUAGGAAGUGAUUUAGUCCGCCGGCAAGGAGCAUUUGUAAUAUACAUAUAGUAUUCAAAAUCUAAACCCCAAGAUUUAAAAACAUAGCAUUGUUUAUUUGAAAAAAUUUUGACUAGAAUAUAAAAUGUUAUUUAC